Molecule: messenger RNA, 1701 nt
Organism: Verticillium dahliae VdLs.17
Lineage: Eukaryota; Fungi; Ascomycota; Sordariomycetes; Glomerellales; Plectosphaerellaceae
Product: tripeptidyl-peptidase
Exons: 3
Coding region: 1-1701 (566 amino acids)
Biological process (GO): proteolysis
Molecular function (GO): serine-type endopeptidase activity; tripeptidyl-peptidase activity
Source: RefSeq, a predicted model, not a curated record
AUGGUGCUUCUCAAGCUCCACGCCUGCGUGGCAGCCACCCUCGUCGCCCUGACAGAGGCACUCCUUGUCUCCCGCGCGGCCACCCUCCCAGCCAGCAUUCAGCUCAUCCGCCAAGCUCCGGCCGGAGACGAGAUCCAGCUCCAGAUCGCCCUGAAGCAUCAGAACAUCCACAAGCUCGAGUCAAAGCUGCGCUCCGUCUCCGACCCUUCGAGCUCACACUACGGGCAGUACCUCUCCAAGGAUGAGGUCAAUGCACUCUUUGCUCCGUCGAACCACUCGAGGACCGCCGUCGAGUCGUGGCUGAAGGACGCCGGCAUCACUGCCGUGUCAAGCCGAGGCCCCCUUGUUGACUUUGUUACAACGGUUGCCAAGGCAAAUGAACUGCUCGGGGCGGACUUUGCCUGGUUCGACGUCGAGGGCCACAAGAAGCUGCGAACGACGGAGUACUCCAUCCCCGACACGCUCACGGCGCACAUUGACCUCGUUGCACCAACGACAUUCUUCGGCCGCACCAAGUCGCACCGCAUGAUACCCGACGAUGAGACCUCCGAGCUCGAUUCCCGACAAGCCCGCAACACGACGACCUGUCUGUCCGUCAUCACGCCCGACUGUCUCGAGGAAGCAUACAACUAUGGCAGCUACAAGGCGGACCCCGCGGCCGGCAGCCGGGUCGCGUUCGCCAGCUUCCUCAACCAGUCGGCCCGCCAGGAGGACCUGACGCAGUACCUGAACACGUUCAAGCUGCCGCCCCGAAACUUUACGACGGUCCUCAUCAACGGCGGCGAGGAUCACCAGGACCCCAACGGCGACAUUGGCGAGGCCAACCUCGACGCGCAGUUCCUGGCAGCCGUGACGAAGAACCUGCCGCUGAAGCAGUUCAUCACGGGCGGCUCGCCCCCGUUCGUGCCGAACCUGCGCAUCACCAACGCGUCGACCAACUCGAACGAGCCGUACCUCGACUUUUACGAGACGCUGCUGGCCACGGACGACGAGGGCGUGCCGCAGGUGCUGUCGUCGUCGUACGGCGAUGAUGAGCAGACGGUGCCGGUCGAGUACGCGAAGCGCGUGUGCAACCUCAUCGGCAUGAUGGGCCUCCGCGGCGUGACUGUCCUCGAGUCGAGCGGCGACGCGGGUGCGUGGGCGCCCGAGGUGGCGUGGGUGGGCAGCGCCGGCGGCUUCAGCAACUACUUUGAGCGGGCGUGGUACCAGAAGGCGGCCGUCAAGACGUACCUCGAGGAGUCGAUCCCGGUCGAGGUCAAGUCGUACUACAAGCGCGGCGGGUUCGUCGACUUUGGGGGUCGUGGGUUCCCGGACAUUUCGGCGCACAGCCUCGAGCCGUGGUACCAGUUUGUCAAUGCCGGCAGGCCUCGGCGGACGGGCGGCACGUCGGCGGCGGCGCCCGUGGUGGCGGGCAUUAUCGGCCUGCUCAACGAUGCGCGGUUGAGGGCUGGGCAGCCGACCAUGGGUUUCCUCAAUCCGUGGCUGUACGCUCGCGGCGUCGACGGCUUGCUCGAUGUGACCGAGGGCAAGGCCGAGGGCUGCGGCGGCAUUGACUUGCAGAGCGGCAAUCCGGUGCCCGGUGCUGGCGUCAUCCCAUGGGCAUCGUGGAAUGCGACAAAAGGAUGGGACCCCGUGACUGGACUUGGUCUUCCCGACUUUGAGGCGCUGCGACAGAUUGCGGUCAAUGGCACCAAGGCAUGA